Protopterus annectens (West African lungfish) is the source of this 2548-nucleotide messenger RNA. It is a transcript of the gene SMTNL1, whose product is annotated as smoothelin like 1. Bases 317 to 1696 code for a protein of 459 amino acids. Gene Ontology annotation, cellular component: filamentous actin; microtubule organizing center. The record is from RefSeq and is a predicted model, not a curated record. Gene Ontology annotation, molecular function: protein binding. The transcript has 8 exons. Lineage: Eukaryota; Metazoa; Chordata; Ceratodontiformes; Protopteridae. Gene Ontology annotation, biological process: actin cytoskeleton organization.
CAGAGAGAGAGAGACACACACACAGCAGAGAGACAGAGAUAGAAAGACAAGAAUAAAAGCAGCAGAAGGCUAAAAUAGACAGUGGACAAAGUCUGAUUCACUGACUGUACAGACUGAUUACAACAGCACACAGCAGGGGCUUUAAAGAAAUGCAGAUCAGAAUAAAUUGAAAGAUAAAAACUGAAUGAAGGACACUAAGACAAAGAAAGACAUGCAAACAGUUACAAAUGCUUAAAGCUCCCAUAGCAUUUAAAUACAAGGCAAAACUGUUUUGAGAGUAAGGCAGCCUGGACUGAAUCAACAUCCUGCAGGACAAAUGGAGACCACAGGCUGUUCUGAAGUGCAUGCUGCUGUGGAGGAGUCUAAGAAAUCUGGAGAAGUGACCCAUCCAGAGAAAGAAGAGAAAAUCAUUGGAAAUAUGGAGGAUUCCUUUAAUAGCACAACAGAAUAUACUGCUGAUGAGAAAGAGGCACCUGAGAUGGAUGGGAUAAAAGAUUCAGAACAAAAGGCUGAGUCACUAAAAAGUGAUGUUUCAUCUUGUGAUGAAUCUCAUGGUUUCCUGGCUGAGCCUGUUUUGCCAGUAGUAAAAGACUCAUCUGGAAAUGAAAUGAUGGAAGAAAAGAGGGCAGCUGAAGAUUCACAGCCAGCUCCUGCUAUACAGUCACCAGAAGCACCAAGUGAAAUUCCAUCUGAGGAGCAGAUGAAAGAUAUUGUCAGCUCUGAAGCUGCUUCUGUAGACAAGGUAGAAAGUGGAAUGGCAGCAUCUUCUCUUGAGGCUGACAUAUCUGAAAAGAAGACUGAAGCUAUCACUUCUGCAGCCACUUUCACGGCAGAGGGCAGUAGCUCUGUAGCCACAACCAGGGCAGAGGACAGCAGCUCUGUAGCCACAUCCACAGUAAAUGAUAUUAGCUCUGAAGCCACAUCCACAGCAGAGGUUACAUCUGAGCCACAAAUAGCUAGCAAAGUGAGUGAGGGUACUGAAGCAGAUACUCCAGCUCCUGCCACACAGACAGAUGCUGUCACUAGCAAGAGCAAGGUUUCUUCUACACCAGGAGAUGCACCUUCAGCCAUUAGAAGGACUGCAUCAGACAGAAGUAGACGGACGGUAUCUGAAGGAGAUGCUAGCAGAGAACCUGCAGAAACAACCGCUGCUGCAAGUAAACGCCUGCCAGAGAAAAAACGAGAGAUUGGACGAUCCCAGACCAUUCCCAAAUCAUAUGGGCCACAGUCCCGAAGGUCAAUUGUUGCAAAAUUUGAGAAAGAAAGUGGAGGUUCUGCAGGUGCAGCUGCUCCAAGAUUGAAGGUUAGUCGAGCAACAAGUCUUACGAACCCAAGUAAUGUAAAACAGAUGUUGCUGGACUGGUGCCGUGCCAAGACACGAGACUAUGAGCAUGUGGAGAUCCAGAACUUUUCAUCAAGCUGGAGUGAUGGCAUGGCAUUCUGUGCCUUGGUUCAUAAACACUUCCCUGACGCAUUUGAUUACUCAGAGUUAAACCCUAACAACCGCAGGGCAAACUUUGAGUUGGCAUUCACCAUGGCUGAGAAGCAUGCAGACUGUGAUCAGCUUCUUGAAGUGGAAGAUAUGAUGCUGAUGGGCAGGAGGCCAGAUCCCAUGUGUAUCUUUACUUAUGUCCAGUCCCUCUAUAACCACUUACGCAGACAUGAACAGAACAGAAUGCUGGCUGUCACUCCAUGAGCUUCCAGGGGAUAACUAACGGUGGAAAGACAUGCCCAUCACCAUGACUUCUCUUUACCAGGCUCAUCACUGACGGUAACAAGCUGCCCCUAGAAUGGAUAAUAAGGAAAGACAGACAUGUCUUCCAAAAGUUCUGUUUAGAUGGUCCUGGGAAAGGUUAAUGUGCAGCUCACUUUGUACAAAAUAACACAUCACUAACUCAACCAAAGUACAAAACCUGCACCAAAAAAAGGUAAAAUGGGGAGGAGGAGGUCUGGUAGCAAAGCUAGUAGAGAUUUCUCAUGCAUUCACCUACAGCAUCAGAGAAGAAUACUAUAUUAUACAAGCUAAAGGAAUAACUACACUUCCAACUAGUAAUGGAUUCUCAUCCAACACAACAAAGUAUCACUGAGCAGAACUUUCAGGAAAGCUAAACAAACAUUAUAUUCUCAAGCAAUAUGGGUUCCAAACUACACUACUGCAUCAUCACAAACCACAAAGUGUACCAGAAGAGCUAAAGGACCAUCCUGUCAGGUCACUUCACAAUUGAGUCUUGUUAAACAUAUGCAGAGUAUGACAGACUAGGGUCAGCUAAUGAACAGCUCUGCUGACUCACAUAUUAGGAGAGUCUCGUACACCCAAAAUUGGCAUCUCAGAAGUGAUACUGUAUCAUGGGAGCUAAAUGAACAGAAAAGAAGUCUGACACAGGUUAAACAGCUCAGCAUCUACCACCAAUAAAUAUUAAAACAGUCAUCUUAUAAAAAAGUAUGCAAUUCAUUUAUAUGUAAAUAUGACCCACAACUCCACUUCUUUUAAGCUGUAUAUAUAUAUAUAUAUAUAUAUAUAUAUAUAUAUAUAUAUAUAUAUAUGUAU